Messenger RNA from Nothobranchius furzeri (turquoise killifish), 4453 nucleotides. It is a transcript of the gene ogdha, whose product is annotated as oxoglutarate dehydrogenase a. Lineage: Eukaryota; Metazoa; Chordata; Actinopteri; Cyprinodontiformes; Nothobranchiidae. Gene Ontology annotation, molecular function: oxoglutarate dehydrogenase (succinyl-transferring) activity; thiamine pyrophosphate binding. Gene Ontology annotation, biological process: tricarboxylic acid cycle. The record is from RefSeq and is a predicted model, not a curated record. Gene Ontology annotation, cellular component: oxoglutarate dehydrogenase complex; mitochondrion.
CUCGCGCCGUGCGUCAUCGCGUCACCGUGACCUCGCUUCUACGCUCCGGGAGCUGUCAUCGUUUUACCGGGAGAGGCGAAGGGCAUCUGGGAUACCGGCCGCUGGCGGAGACGUCGAGACUCUUCUGGAGUGGACCUUCAGCCCUUCCUGGCGUGGGAGUGACCCAAGUGGAUUUUAUUUCCUGCUGUUGUGCGAGGGCAACAACCUUCUGCCCACUGGACUCGCCACCAUUGUGUGUGAGACAAACUAAAGACUGCUCAUGCAUCGUUUAAGGACUUGUGCGGCACGGUUGCGUCCGCUCACCGCCUCACAGGCGGCUCAGACUGUCUGCCAGCAGCGGCCAAUCACAGUAGCCUCCACAGGCUGCAAUAGGACGUUUCAGCCAAUCAGGUGCUACUCGGCACCUGUGGCCUCAGAGCCAUUCCUGAAUGGGACAAGCUCGAACUAUGUGGAGGAGAUGUACUACGCCUGGUUGGAGAACCCCAAGAGUGUUCACAAGUCGUGGGACGUCUUCUUUCGGAACGCCAACGCUGGCGCUCCCCCUGGCGCCGCGUACCAGUCUCCUCUGGGUCUGUCUGCGGCGCCGGGCCUCGUCACGCCUCAGCUCUCCUCCCUGGUCGGAGCUCCGCCCAACGUGGAGAAGCUGGUGGAGGAUCACUUGGCUGUGCAAUCCCUCAUCAGGGCCUAUCAGAUCCGAGGGCACCACGUGGCCCAGCUGGACCCGCUCGGCAUCAUGGACGCUGAUCUGGACUCGUGUGUUCCCACUGACAUCAUCACCUCCUCCGACAAGCUAGAUGUGGCUGUGUUCAAGGAGAGGCUGAGACUCCUAAUGGUGGGAGAGUCAGACUGCCACGCUCGGUUCGGAGUCGGUCGUCCUCAGAUGGGUUUCUACGGGCUGGACGAGUCAGACCUGGAUAAGGUGUUCCGGCUGCCCACCACCACCUUCAUCGGUGCCUCGGAGACGGCGCUGCCGCUGAAGGAGAUCAUCCGCCGACUGGAGAUGGCGUACUGUCAGCACAUCGGCGUGGAGUUCAUGUUCAUCAAUGACCUGGAGCAGUGUCAGUGGAUCAGACAGAAGUUUGAGACUCCUGGAGUGAUGCAGUUCACUCUGGAGGAGAAAAGGACUCUGUUGGCUCGCAUGGUCCGCUCCACCAGGUUUGAGGAGUUUCUGCAGAAGAAGUGGUCUGCAGAGAAACGCUUUGGACUAGAGGGAUGCGAAUCUCUGAUCCCAGCUCUAAAAACCAUCAUUGAUAAAUCCUCAGAGAACGGGGUGGAGAACGUCAUCAUGGGCAUGCCUCACAGAGGUCGGCUGAACGUUUUGGCCAACGUGAUCCGUAAAGAGCUGGAGCAGAUCUUCUGCCAGUUUGACUCCAGACUGGAAUCUGCUGAUGAGGGCUCCGGGGACGUAAAGUACCACCUGGGCAUGUACCAUCGCCGGAUAAACCGAGUGACGGACCGGAACAUCACCUUGUCUCUGGUGGCAAACCCUUCACACCUGGAGGCCGUGGACCCAGUGGUUCAAGGAAAAACCAAAGCUGAGCAGUUUUACUGUGGAGACACCAACGGAAACCGGGUGAUGUCCAUCCUGCUGCAUGGAGAUGCUGCGUUUGCGGGUCAGGGGAUCGUCUACGAGACCUUCCACCUGUCUGAUCUGCCGUCCUACACCACGCACGGCACUGUGCACGUGGUGGUCAACAACCAGAUCGGGUUCACCACCGACCCCCGAAUGGCGCGCUCGUCUCCGUACCCAACCGACGUUGCCCGCGUGGUCAACGCUCCCAUCUUCCACGUGAACGCCGACGACCCCGAGGCCGUCAUCUACGUCUGCAAGGUGGCCGCCGAGUGGAGAGCCGCCUUCCACAAGGAUGUGGUUGUCGAUCUGGUGUGUUACCGUCGGAUGGGCCAUAACGAGAUGGACGAGCCCAUGUUCACUCAGCCGCUGAUGUACAAACAGAUCAAGAAGCAGAAGCCGGUUCUGCAAAAAUACGCCGAAAAGCUGAUCGCCGACGGCGCCGUGAGCAGGCAGGAAUACGAGGAGGAGAUCGCCAAGUACGACAAGAUCUGUGAGGAGGCUCACGCACGCUCCAAAGAUGAGAAGAUCCUCCACAUCAAGCAUUGGCUGGACUCCCCGUGGCCCGGUUUUUUCACUCUGGACGGACAGCCCAAGUCCAUGAGCUGUCCCACCACCGGGAUCUCCGAGGCGGACCUGAACCAAAUUGGACAGGUGGCGUCCUCCGUCCCCGUAGAGGACUUCACCAUCCACGGAGGUCUGAGCCGGAUCCUAAAAGGCCGAGCUGAGAUGGUCCGGCACCGGACGGUGGACUGGGCCCUGGCAGAAUACAUGGCAUUCGGGUCGCUGCUGAAAGAGGGCAUCCACGUCAGACUGUCGGGUCAGGAUGUAGAGCGAGGGACAUUCAGCCACCGUCACCAUGUCCUCCACGACCAGAACGUGGACAAGCGGACCUGCAUCCCGAUGAACCACCUGAGUCCGGACCAGGCCCCGUACACGGUCUGUAACAGCUCGCUGUCCGAGUACGGCGUCCUCGGCUUUGAGCUGGGCUUCGCCAUGGCCAGUCCCAACGCCCUGAUCCUGUGGGAGGCCCAGUUCGGAGACUUCCACAACACAGCCCAGUGCAUCAUCGACCAGUUCAUCUGUCCGGGUCAGGCCAAGUGGGUCCGGCAGAACGGCAUCGUGCUACUGCUGCCGCACGGGAUGGAGGGCAUGGGUCCAGAACAUUCUUCGGCCCGUCCAGAACGAUUCCUCCAGAUGUGCAACGACGACCCAGAUGUCAUGCCUAACAUCACAGAGGACUUUGCGGUCCGUCAGCUGUACGACUGUAACUGGAUCGUCGUGAACUGUUCCAGCCCGGGAAACUACUUCCAUGUUCUGAGACGGCAGAUCCUGCUCCCCUUCAGGAAACCGCUGAUCGUCUUCACUCCCAAAUCCCUCCUGCGCCACCCGGAGGCCAGGUCCGGCUUCGACGAGAUGCUGCCCGGAUCGCACUUCCAGAGGCUGAUCCCGGAUGACGGUCCGGUGUCCGAGCGUCCAGACGCCGUGAAGAGGCUGAUCUUCUGCACCGGAAAGGUUUACUACGAGCUGACGAAAGAGAGGAAGAGCAGAGGCCUGGAGGACACGGUGGCCAUCGCACGCAUGGAGCAGCUGUCUCCGUUCCCAUUCGACCAGGUGAAGGCGGAGUUUGAGCGCUUCCCCAACGCCGACCUGGUCUGGUGUCAGGAGGAGCACAAAAACCAGGGUUACUACGACUACGUGAAACCCCGCAUCAGGACCACCAUCAACAAGGCCAAGCCUGUCGGGUACGCCGGCAGAGAUCCAGCUGCAGCUCCGGCGACAGGAAACAAGAACACUCACCUGAUGGAGCUGCGGCGCUUCCUGGACACCGCCUUUGACAUGGAUGCAUUCAGAGAUCAGCAGUAAAGCUGUAGCCAGCUGCACCUGGAGCAGAACCUCACCUGGACACACACACACACACACACACACACACACACACACAACAUCUGAUAUCUUGUCUGGCUUCAACACUACAGAGCAGACCGGAUCUUCAUCGGAGCAGCUUCAAGCUUCGCAGAACAUCCGUUUCCUUCCUUUAGUUUGAGUGACAGGGACAUGUCUCGCGCUGAUAGUCGUUUCCAGGAAUGGAGUCGCCAUGGCAACAUGCAACAUCAGAGAGGCGGUCCUAUCUGCCACGUUGAAUCUGACCCGAGUCCAGCUUCACCCUAAAGGGGCUCGGUAGAGUUUAGUUUGACUCUAAAAGGAAACGUGUUGCUUGUAAUGGAGCUAGGCCUGCAACACACACACACACACACACUCACACACACACACACACACACACUCUCUCUCUCCAGCUGUUCUAGACCAGCAAAAGCAUCAUCAUCAUUUUCAUCACUCCCACACACACAAUGCUUCUGCUCUACAGGAAAUGUUUAACUUCCCGUUUCAAACUCCACCUUUAGACUCAUUAGCGCUCCUCUGGGAGUGAAUGGGAGUCCAGCUACCAGGGAGAGAGGAGGCUUUCUUUGUUUUUGUUUAUUUAAUUUUGUUUGUUUCUGGCUUUUUUGCUCAUUAAUGAAGGUCUGUAAUUAGUCACUAUGGUAAUGCCUAACUCUGAGGUUUUAUUGAAUCUUAUUCUGAAAGAUGAGAGAUGACACGGGACCGCCUUGCCCCGCUCAUCCUCCUCAAACGGACUGGACCACGAUCAUUCGGCCCACCCGGCCUCACUAAGCGAGCACUCAUCUUGUGCCAAAUGCGCUGCAGCGUGUCACGUUUUCCUAUUACGCUCUGGUGUUGCAGCAGGAAACCAAGAGAGACGACGGCGGAGGCUGAAUCCGCUGCAGCUUCUGUGACAAAGAAAUUCAUUUAUUUAUUUUCAUAAUGGGGGACUGAAGUUGUCUUUGUUAUUUUGCUUCAUUCAAUAAAGGAUUCUGAGAAGCUGCU